AUGUCAGGUCAAGGCUACUACGGUCAAUCUGCUGGCGGCCAGCACUUCCAGACCAACAACCCAUUGCAGCAGAGCCACGAAGCUGCGAACCCAUGGCAAGAUCAGCCCACAGGCGAAGCUCCCUCGACGUAUCAAGGACACUCUGCGCCUUCGGGUCCACCACCAGCGAACGCAUGGCAGGAUCAACCAUCAUCUGGCGCACCUCACUCGACGUACCAAGGACACUCUGCGCCUUCAGGUCCACCGCCAGGCCAGCAACCUCUUGGACCAGGUCUGGCGCGAUCCGACACAUUCAAGGAGUCUGACUUCGUGCCCGAGUCCGAGCGUGGCGAGCAGCGCGAAACUCUGGAGCAAUUUGACAUGAGCAAACCUCAGACCGACGAAGACCGCGACUUGGAGACGCUGCAGAGGGAGUUCCCAAGUGUGGACGGGAGUCUCGUCGCGGCGUUGUAUGGCGACUCCAAGAGGGUUGUGGCUACGAGGACUCUACCUCCCACAGAGUCAUUCAAACACUUCAUGAUUCAGGGUAGUGACUUCACCAAGGGCGAUGGCACGGGCGGGAAGAGCAUCUACGGCGCCAAGUCCCGAGACGAGAACUUGGACUAG
Molecule: messenger RNA, 606 nt
Organism: Anthostomella pinea
Lineage: Eukaryota; Fungi; Ascomycota; Sordariomycetes; Xylariales; Xylariaceae
Source: the annotation of a GenBank genome assembly